UAACAUAACCUCCCCUUAAAAUUCUAGCCCUUUUAAAACUCACCCUCAAUGCACUCUUCAAGCUGAAACUUACACAACCAAAAUCAUAUUCUGAAAAAACUACACAGAGGGAGCAAUGACAACAAAACCACAUUCAGAUGACCAAGAAGAUGCAGACUACAUUGAAAUGGAGGUUCACUCACACAGCGAUCGCUUCGUCGGUGUCAUGACCUCUCCACAUCCAUUAGAAUUCGAGUUCCAAAUGUUCUCCAGCUCUUUAAAGAAAGAUACCACAAUUUCUCCAGCUGAUGAACUCUUCUACAAAGGCAAGCUUCUCCCACUCCACCUCCCACCGCGCUUACAAAUGGUCCAAAAAUUGCUCCAGACCUCCAAAUCCUACGAAACAAACACCUUGGAAGAAUUCUUUAGCAGGCCAUUAGCUGACACUAGACCUGCAAACAGCCCUCCUGACGAUGUCUCGUCUCCAGGAUCCUGGAAGGUCAGUGAAGAACCGAAUCCUCAGGAGUGUGUUACUGAAUUCACAACUGAAACAAUUGCAUUUGUUCGAGGCAAGACCAAGAAGUCAUGGACCAGAAAGCUCAAGCUGGUUAAACAGGCUUCCUUGAGUUCUAAACUGAAGUCUUCGCGUGCCUAUUUCAAGUCAUUGUUUACUAAACCAGGCUGCUCGGAUAAGUCCUCUAUUGUUCAUGAGGACAAUCACAUUGUAAUAGCCAAGAAUCCAUUUCGGAGAAUUCAAACAGAAGGGUAUCAAGUGCAGCCGACGACUAAUAGAUUUGUUAAUGAAACAGGUUCAGACAAUGGUGCUAGCAGUCAUCAUAGAAGGUCAUUCUCUGGAGUUAUAAAGUGGUUUUCAGUUAGCAAGUCUUCAACUUCUUUCGGAAGUUUUCACAAGUCCUCGAGCUCAAGUGGUUCUGAGAAAUGUCUCAGAGUGCAGCCCCUCAAUAGGAGCAGCACCAUGAAUCCAGAUAUAGAGCAUUCAAUUCAGGGUGCAAUUGCUCAUUGCAAGAGAAAUUCUCAGCAGCAACUUCAUUCAAGAAAAUGUGGAAGCGAUAUGAGCUUUUUCUCAUCGUCUGCUUCUAAGAUCGCAAAUGAGGAUCACGAAAGAGAAGAACUUUGCAGGGGUUGAGGCUCCUAGAGCAAGAUUCAAAGAGAUAGAGAGAAUUUUGAAUAUCAGUUAUUCCUCUCCUUUCUCUGUAUCUUUGUGUAGUAUAUCUUCUUGGCCUUUCAUUUUAUUAAUUAAAUCGAAAUUAUCAAAAUUUGAAAACGAUGAA
Messenger RNA from Daucus carota subsp. sativus, 1271 nucleotides. Its product is annotated as probable membrane-associated kinase regulator 4. Gene Ontology annotation, molecular function: kinase inhibitor activity. Lineage: Eukaryota; Viridiplantae; Streptophyta; Magnoliopsida; Apiales; Apiaceae. The transcript has a single exon. Gene Ontology annotation, cellular component: plasma membrane. The coding region runs from base 116 to 1126 and encodes 336 amino acids. The record is from RefSeq and is a predicted model, not a curated record.